AUGGCGCUGCAGUCUCACCCUGAGUUGAGGCACCACGCGGAGCACCUAGAUUUCAUGUUGUAUCACACGCAGCAGGAUCUGGACAACGCUCGUGCGUACGCCAACCAGACGCACCUCGCCCUGGCAACCCAUGCCGACGCCAUCAAGAUCCUCUCAAGGGAUCGCAACAAGCUCCGCCUGCAGCGUGCCAAGAGGGACGCCACUAUUGAUCGCCUUCGCGCCCAGAUCACAUCGUUGGAGGCUACCGUCAAGUGUUACAACCAAAAAGGUGGCCAAGAUCAGGCGAUCCCGUUGGACGGUGUCCUCGGCAUCUCCGGGGGAACGGGUGACUUCACCUCGCAGCUAAAGCAGCAAGGGAUUAUCACCGAGAAUGUCGUGGGCCAUUGCAUCAGCAUCUAUGGCGGUGGCUUCCUCUACUUUGGGGGCGACAGCAACAUGGUGCCCACUUCCGGUAUAACCUGGCUUCCCAUGGCUCAGAGAAUCGGGACUUACUACACACCUGGCGAAGCAACACUGAACCUCAAUGUGCAACAGGAAUACCCGGUGAGCAUGAAACCAAUGAGGACAAUCUUUGACAGCGGUACCACAUACACCUACGUGCAUAUGACCACAUACGCUCGCCUUAUUAACGCGGUUGGAAUCACUCUCCAGAGUUCGUCACUUAAAAGAGUGUAUGAUACUGCGCUGCCUGUAUGCUGGAAAGACAUAGAGCCAAUUCGAUCCAUUGAUGACGUCAAGAAUAAAUUCCAGCCACUUGAUCUGACCUUUGGCCAUGGUGACAACCAGGUCACCCUGGAGAUCCCUCCAGAAAACUAUAUUAUUGUCUCGGAAAGCGGGAAUGUGUGCUUGGGCAUCCUCAAUGGAUCACAGAAAGGUCUGCAGGAACAGAACCUAAUUGGAGGUAUUGCAAUGCAAAAUCAUAUAGUGAUAUAUGAUAAUGAGAGAAAACAGAUCGGGUGGGUCCGCUCGUCAUGCGAUGGAAUGCCGGGUCAUGCGCCUCUCAUCGGGUCGCGUCUCUGA
This is a messenger RNA of Lolium rigidum, 1020 nucleotides long. Its product is annotated as aspartic proteinase Asp1-like. The coding region runs from base 1 to 1020 and encodes 339 amino acids. Gene Ontology annotation, biological process: proteolysis. The transcript is spliced from 6 exons. The record is from RefSeq and is a predicted model, not a curated record. Gene Ontology annotation, molecular function: aspartic-type endopeptidase activity. NCBI's taxonomy places the organism in Eukaryota, Viridiplantae, Streptophyta, Magnoliopsida, Poales, Poaceae.